AAAAAAGAGAGAAAAAUCUAACAAUAGCAACGUUAUUUCCUUCCACACCAACAGUUUUUUGAGUGAAGCCUUUCCAGUGUGCAGCUGCAAGCUGAUUCAGUGAUUCUAAAUUGCUAAGUUAUUGUUUUUGGUGCAAUCAUCGUUGUCCAAAUUCCAAUUUUAUUCAGAUGGUUAACAAAAAUUUGGGAAGUUUCUGAAAGCAAUACGUGCAGUGGAUAAGGUUAAGAAUCAUUGGUAUAAUAGGAGAAUUUGAUGGUAAUCAUACAUAGUUUCUAGGUAGGAGUAUAAUGGCUACAGCUGCAGUUAUUGGACUCAGUGGAGGAAAAAGGCUCUUGAGUUCAUCUUACCAUUACUCUGAUAUCAUAGAAAAGCUUUCUUAUGGCAGUGACUUUGGAUCCACACACUAUCAGAUUGUUCCUACAAAAUCUGUGAUUAUUGCUAAGAAGUCAUCCAACUACACUCCAACUUUUCCAACAUCCAACCAGCAGAAUCAGUCUAUCAAAGCUCUUAAGGAACAUGUUGAUGCUGCUCCUGCAAUUGCAGAUCCAUGGUUUGAGAGAUACAAUUCUAAUGACUUAGAGGCAGAAAGCUCUGACAUGGGUUAUUCUGUGGAGGCUCUUCUUUUGCUGCAGAAGUCAAUGCUGGAAAAGCAGUGGAACCUUUCUUUUGAAAGGGAAGUGCUAAUCAAGCAUUCGAAAAGAGAAAAAAGCCAUAGGAAAGUGGCAGUAACUUGUUCUGGGGUGUCUGCAAGGCAAAGAAGAAUGAAUACCAAGAGGAAGGCCCCGGGUAAAACUGGCUCUGCAAUGAUGCAACCUUGUGCUGCUAUGCAGUUGAGGUCCAUCAUCAGUCCUGAACUACUUCAAAACCGUUUGAAGGGCUAUGUGAAAGGUGUAGUGAGUGAAGAAUUGCUAUCUCAUGCAGAAGUUGUAAACCUCUCAGAGAAAAUAAAAGUUGGGCUUUCCUUAGAGGAGCAUAAAUCCAGAUUGAAGGAAAGACUAGGAUGUGAACCCUCUGAUGAUCAAAUGGCGACUUCAUUGAAGAUUUCUUGUGCUGAACUACGAGCAAAAACCAUAGAGUGCUCUUUGGCAAGAGAAAAGUUGGCUAUGAGCAAUGUUCGCUUAGUUAUGUCUAUUGCUCAAAGAUUUGAUAAUUUGGGUGCUGAAAUGGCUGACCUUGUUCAGGGUGGCUUGAUUGGACUACUUCGUGGGAUUGAGAAGUUUGAUUCUUCAAAAGGGUUUAAGAUUUCAACUUAUGUUUACUGGUGGAUACGUCAGGGUGUUUCAAGAGCUUUAGUUGAGAAUUCAAGAACAUUAAGAUUGCCCUCUCAUUUGCACGAGAGAUUAUCUUUAAUCCGCAAUGCAAAGUUUAGGCUGGAAGAGAGAGGCAUUUCUCCAACUAUUGAUGGGAUAGCAAAAUACCUUAAUAUGUCUCAAAAGAAAGUCAGAAAUGCCACUGAGGCAGUCAGCAAAGUUAGAUCGCUUGAUAGGGAAGCAUUCCCCUCUCUGAAUGGUCUUCCAGGAGAAACUCAUCAUAGUUAUAUUGCAGAUAAUCGCCUUGAGAACAUCCCAUGGAAUGGAGUAGAUGAGUGGGCACUUAAGGAUGAAGUGAACAAACUCAUUAAUGUGACCCUUGUGGAACGAGAGAGAGAUAUCAUUCGUCUUUAUUAUGGACUGGAUAAAGAAUGUCUCACGUGGGAAGACAUUAGUAAACGGAUAGGAUUGUCAAGAGAAAGAGUAAGGCAAGUUGGACUUGUUGCAUUGGAGAAACUAAAACAUGCCGCGAGGAAGAGAGAGAUGGAGGCCAUGCUAUUGAAACAUUAAUAUGGACUCAUCAUAGAGACAUGUAUAUAUACAGAAAGGAAGUAUGUACCUAGAAAUCUAUCUUCCUGAUUCAAAAUAGACGAAAGAGGACUAUAUGAGGGAACUUUUGAGGAUUUGUAAACCCCAUAAAUGUAUUGUCUGUUGGAAUAAUUCUGUUUUAUCAAUAUGUUGAGGGAUAAAAUCUAUGGAUCUCAAAUUUUUAUUCCAAGAUGAUGAGGCUACUGUUUACUAGGAAGACUUGUAUUAAGAGCAGUUUCAUGGGCUAGUUACAAUAUAUUU
Messenger RNA from Gastrolobium bilobum, 2099 nucleotides. RefSeq names its product RNA polymerase sigma factor sigA. The record is from RefSeq and is a predicted model, not a curated record. Gene Ontology annotation, biological process: regulation of DNA-templated transcription; DNA-templated transcription initiation. The transcript has 10 exons. The coding region runs from base 288 to 1820 and encodes 510 amino acids. Lineage: Eukaryota; Viridiplantae; Streptophyta; Magnoliopsida; Fabales; Fabaceae. Gene Ontology annotation, molecular function: DNA-binding transcription factor activity.